This is a messenger RNA of Phaeodactylum tricornutum CCAP 1055/1, 1287 nucleotides long. RefSeq lists its product with no specific name. The record is from RefSeq and is a predicted model, not a curated record. Lineage: Eukaryota; Bacillariophyta; Bacillariophyceae; Surirellales; Neidiaceae. The transcript has 3 exons. Gene Ontology annotation, molecular function: oxidoreductase activity. The coding region runs from base 1 to 1287 and encodes 428 amino acids.
AUGAUGGGUCUUGUUCCCAAACCUUCCGCCAAAGAUAGACAUUGCAAAGGGUUCCAGUGUGCCGCUCUUCUUCUUUACACUUUGCGCACUUGUAGGAUCGGCCAAUUUGUACCUACGCGAAACAUGGAUGACACUACGAUGCAUCGAGCGGCCAGCCAGGAUUCGACAGACAUACGCUCUCCGCGGUUAAAGGAAACGUUUCCCUCAGUCGCCAACGAGGGAAGCCCUUCACUAGCCGAACAUGCAUCAACCACUAAGCCGCUGACAUUUCCUAAACCAACCCAUAGUCGCGCGGAUAAUUGGAUGAUUGUCUCGUACCGACGGACACGAUUCAGCAAGUUUUGCAAGGUUGAUGUGCAUCCCGAAGACUAUUCCAAGCGCAAUAAUUUGCCCAGGUGUCGCCCAAGUCUCGUUGACCCCUUACCAAGUACUCCGCUUUCGGAUUGCGAUACGUGUGAUGCUGACAGCAAUUUGCAUCGACAGAAGGACUCUUUACCGGACCGCGUCGAUGUGAUCGUAGAGGCGACUGCACUUUGUGAUCAAGAUUUGCAUAUACGGCGCAAUGCUUCCGAAAUACAUAAAUGGUGGCCCUGCGCGUUCGGUAGCAGCUUUGUCGGACGCGCCCAGGCCUGCGGCCCCGAAGCGAAAGAAGCCGGGAUCAAACCAGGAUCGCGCGUGGCUGUAAUAGCCAAAAGUGGACCUAUUGCCCGCUACGUUCCCGCUCGCGCACAGGAUUUAGUGACUGUACCGAAAGAAUUGGAUGCUGCCGACAUUGCCUGCCUAAUUGCUACAUACUUACCAGCCUUCCAAGCUUUGCAUCACGGAAGGAUCCGCCCCUACCGGUAUUCUCGAACAUGUUUCAAAGGAAGGAGGAUUUUGGUCACUGGUGGAGCUUCACCGGAAGGACUGGCAGUCGUUCGAUUGGCUCAAUUGGCGGGAGCCAAGGACAUUUUUGUAACGGCCCCGAGAGCGCACUUUGAUGUUAUCAAAGCGCAGCGUGCAAUACCGGUCGACGACAAUGCAGAGGCAUGGUUGGAUCAGCUCGAAGGGCGUAUCGACAUUGCCAUCGAUUUGAAUUUUCCAAGAAAUUUUGUCUUUGUACGUCAGUCUUUGGCACGGAAGGGGAGAUUGGAACAGGACUUUGGGUUUCUCCUACGUAUGCUAGCGCUUCGAAAGAUUCGCCCACACAUUGAUUGCUUCAUCCGACUGGGUGAUGUCCCUGAAACCCUCCUAGACCUACGUGCCAAGCUAUCAACUGGCACCAUCAUUUGUGAACCUUGGAAAUAG